This is a messenger RNA of Cooperia oncophora, 789 nucleotides long. NCBI's taxonomy places the organism in Eukaryota, Metazoa, Nematoda, Chromadorea, Rhabditida, Trichostrongylidae. The record is from the annotation of a GenBank genome assembly.
AUGCUCAUACUCCUCCCCGAAAGUCUCGGAUUUUUGGUCACAAAGAGGAGAGCGGUAGAGGCCAAGAAAUGGAUCCGGCGGGCGAACGGAUGGGGUGGAAGCAAGUUUGAUUGCGAUGUUAUGAAAAUUAUAGAAAAUGAGACCGUUCGGGUGCCACAAGAGACGAAUCUUCGAGAAAGUCUACAUCACGUUUUUCAUGAUCGGAAACUCGUGCGUUACAUGGGAAUUCAGACAAUUCUGUGGGUCGUCGAUUUUAUGGUCUACAAUUCCCUUUCAUUGACAGCUACAGAUGCAAUAUUCUACAAGUUUCAGGUAAUCAAAGGCAGUGCUGACAUGUCGUUCUUGUUCUCGGGUCUUGUGGAACUUCCUUGCUACUUUCUAAUGCCAGUGGCUCUCGAUCGACUCGGGAGAAGACCUACAGUGAUCAUUAGUCAUCUACUCUCUGCGGCCUCACUGUUGAUCAUAGUGCUGCGCUUGAGUGCAGAUUUUCAUCCGACAAUCUACCUAUGCAUCUGGCUCAUUGCCAAAUUCGGAAUGGCCAGCGCUUUCAUGUGCUGUUUCGUGUAUGGCGCAGAAAAUUUUCCCCGUUCAAUAUCGAAACAUUUGCUUAGGAUUCUGUGCUACUCUGAGCAACAUUGGGGCCAUGAUGUCACCUCACUGCAAUAUACUGGAUGGCAUUUUCAACGGGAUGAUGUUUGCCACAUUCGCUGGUUUAUGUGCAUUUUGUGGCUUUAUCACGACAUUCCUCCCGGAGACGAAGAAUUCCCACCAGAAUUACCACUGAAAUAA